This is a messenger RNA of Peniophora sp. CBMAI 1063, 1386 nucleotides long. NCBI's taxonomy places the organism in Eukaryota, Fungi, Basidiomycota, Agaricomycetes, Russulales, Peniophoraceae. The record is from the annotation of a GenBank genome assembly.
AUGCCCUCCUUCAGCGAUGUCUGCGGCUGGAUCUCCAUCCUGACGUGGCUCGGAGCUCAGUUUCCACAGGUCCUCGAGAAUAUCCGGAAUCAGUCCGUUGAAGGCCUUGCGCUGCCGUUCCUUCUCAAUUGGCUCUUAGGAGACCUCACAAACUUGAUCGGAUGUCUAUUAACACGCCAACUCCCGUUCCAAACCUAUCUCGCCAGCUACUUUUGCUUCGUCGACGUGACUCUAAUGGGCCAAUUCUUGUACUAUUCCCGCAAAGCUUCCCUCAAGGGCAAGGCCGCUCCGACCACGCCCGCAUUACAUUCCCGACAUAGCACAGCGCACUAUCGUGCUCUGUCCAAUGCGGCGGCCAACGUCGCAGCCAGCGCCGCGCUCGCCGCUCGCCCAGACAGUGAACGCGCCGAGGAUGAGGAUGAGGUUGAUGAAGACGCACUAGCUGCACUCGCCGAGAGCUUUCACUCUGAGCUCGGACAUAGCCAUUCGCGGAUCGGCCGGCGCGGAGUUUCAUGGAGCAGAGAACGCCCACUGUCGCCUACGCUCGAGCCGCUUAAUCCUCUAGUACUGUCGCGUGGUCGUGCCGCUCAGCCGUACGCAGAAGAGGAGGGGGCAACGGAGAGGGAGGAAAGCCAGCGAAGACGAAGUUCGCGGGCGAGUCGUGUCAGUGCUAGUAUGGUGUUCAUGAGCGCAUGGGCCCUCUUCAGCGUUGGGGCGCUAGUGGGAGGCGGCCGAACCGUAACACGCGAUUCGGGGAUACGGUUAUCGCGUGGGAGGGUGUUGGCGGAUGUGAAGCCCGUACCACUCGCUGAAGCGCAUCUCGUGCCGAUACACCCAUUGGUACCCGUGGACGCGCCGCCACCGGCCUCUUCAGCUGAAGUGCUCGUCUCGUUUGAGUCACUGCCUGAGGAUGGCACAUUCGACACUCAGUCCGACGAUGGCGGGUCAAUGGAGCGCAUCAUCGGGCGCAUCUUCGCGUGGACAUGUACUACGCUCUAUCUCACAUCUCGCCUACCACAGAUCUGGAAGAACUACGUGAGGAAAUCCGUUGAGGGGCUAUCCGUAUUCCUCUUCAUCUUCGCUUUCCUCGGCAACUUCUUCUACGUCUUAUCUAUCCUCACCGCGCCCAACAUGUCCCUUCCACCUCCCGAAGCAGCCGCUUAUCUCAAGGAGAGCAUACCGUACCUACUCGGUAGUGGUGGCACGCUCAUGUUCGAUGUAACAAUUGUCUGCCAGACAAUGCUAUAUCGACCGAAAGCGGCCAUACAGGCGCGCCGUAGUUCGCUCAGUGGAGGCGUUGAAGAGCGCGAGGCGUUGAUGAGCGCGAGUGCGGACAUCGACGUCGCUACGCCGAGGAGACGGGUCGUCGGCGCGGAUGGCGCUUGA